AGGGAUCGGCGAGGAAGCGACCACAUGGCCGCAUGGCUUCUCGGUAGGUGACGCGCCGCCGCUCGUGAUGGCAGCCCCUCCGCAAGCCGCCUCUAUGAGGGGCCAUGACGAUGGUGACCUUGGAUGCCCGAGCGACGAUGGGAGCUCGCGCCGAAGUGACAGACUGACGGCCAAGAAGUGGAGGGCAAGAGCAUGGGCGCUAGGGAGGGUUAUAGCGGAGACGGACAAACCUCAGGUUGUGAAUCAAAGGAUCUACUUCCCUCUCGAAGACUGUUUCCAGCAGCACAUGCUCCUUUCGACGAAGAGAUGGCGAUGAGCCAGGGGCGAGCAAGUCUGGUACAACAUCCAAGUGAAAGAAAAGAUCUUGGAGAACGCAGCCUGGUAUCUCCUCCCCCUCCUUUCCUGGGGCUAUCCUGAUCCUCGGCAAGGGCGAGAGAACAUCAAAGGACAUGUCACGUUCGCGACAGGCAAGGGCGUGAGAAUAGAGACGGCAAGCUGAGGAUGAUGAGAGAAUGCGAACAAACACUCCUAGAGUGCGUCGCAUGCUUGAGAUUCCUCGAGACAGAGUUGUGAAUGUGUAAUAUCGCUGUAUCAUCAUGUAAGCUAGAGAAAGAAAUGUAUGAUCUUGUAACAAACAAACAUAAAGAUAGAUUAAAUGUUGUGAG
Messenger RNA from Guillardia theta CCMP2712, 665 nucleotides. RefSeq lists its product as hypothetical. The transcript has 3 exons. Lineage: Eukaryota; Cryptophyceae; Pyrenomonadales; Geminigeraceae. The coding region runs from base 68 to 316 and encodes 82 amino acids. The record is from RefSeq and is a predicted model, not a curated record.